Molecule: messenger RNA, 2690 nt
Organism: Mugil cephalus (flathead mullet)
Lineage: Eukaryota; Metazoa; Chordata; Actinopteri; Mugiliformes; Mugilidae
Exons: 3
Coding region: 1240-1914 (224 amino acids)
Biological process (GO): ciliary neurotrophic factor-mediated signaling pathway; negative regulation of neuron apoptotic process
Molecular function (GO): ciliary neurotrophic factor receptor binding
Source: RefSeq, a predicted model, not a curated record
CAACGGAAAAUUGAUUACGAUUGUGAUAUCAAACUAGGAAACCACUGUAGGUGUGAGGUCUGUGAAAGAUUUUGGCUGGUGAUGUUCUAUACCGCUGAUUUCCUUUCCGAUCCGACACUGAGUAAAAUUUAGGCUGGCGUCAGCGAUACCGAUCCGAUAUCUGUGGGCAGAUACACCAUAACGAUUCUCGUAAAUCUAAAAAAGAAAAAUGCAGUAGUGUAUUUUUAAAAUCAUAAAUUCAUAAAGAAUACAAGACAUCAGAGUAAUUUAUUUAUUUAUUAAGUAUAUUGAGGUAGUGGCCGAGUUAAUACAACAACAGAAAAGCCAAACAGAGACACAGUCUUACACAAUGUGAAAAUGCCGUUUCAAACACUAAAAAAAAAAAUUGUAAAAUAAUAAUAAUAAAACCAUUGAAAUAUAUUAUUGUUUAAAUAUAAAGAACUACUACAAAACGAAAACUUGCAUCUUAAUUGUGACCCUGUUCUCUUCUGUCCUCCUCCUCAUUAAUGCCUCGUGUUGUGUGAUGUGGUUUAACCUAAGUAACCGAAAGUAUCGGUAUUUUGAUUUGAGAAUCGGUUUUAGAGCGUAAAGACCUGGUAUUGGAAGUACUGAUAUUUUAGCAUCGAUCUGCACUUCACUAAGUUUGGUCCGACAUUUAAAACUGUGUCAUCAAUAAUUGAGUGCAAAUUGACACAUUGUUAUGUUUGGGAGUGAACCCAACAGUCCUAACAUCCACCUGCUUGCCUGUUAUUGAAAUGCAUUUAAAAUCCUAAUUAGGAUCUACUGAGUUAUGUAAUUUAUGCUGAACAAAUGAAACAGUUUUCAACCUGUGCUACAGGUGACCUGUGUUCCCUUAAAGCUGACCAAUGUCAGCUAAUAACUUUUGUGAUUUAAUAUGUUUAAUAUGGUACCUACUAUCAUAUCAUUUUUAAAAGUCUGAAUGAAAGAACCUCUAUGUUACUUUGAUUAUCUCAUAAAAAUUGCAAGGAUUGUAGAAAAAUAUGGAUUUUGUUCUCCAUCCCUCUAAGUUGGAUCUGAAUCUCCCGGGUUAAGAAGUUAUUAGUAUGAAUGGAUCCACCAAUACAAACUUUUCUGUGUUGUCAUUGUUUGCGGGUCGGAUGAGCGCUGACUCACAUCUGUGUUAAAAUAUAUUGUCAGCAAGCAAGGGAAAAGUGUUGUGACACAUCAUCAUGGAAUUCUUGUGAUGUUGUUACGGUGUGUCAGAGUUGGUGGGUGUGGAUGAUAUGUAUAUAUAAGCAGGUUGUAGCAGUGCAGAUUUACAACACACAGUGUUUUGUUAUUUUUAUUUUUUUGUUGCUGCUGUCAACAUCACUCAAAAGACCCACGAUGUUCCAUGUGCUUGCCUUGGUGAUCCUGGUUCAGUGGCGCCCUGUGUUUCCCGCUCCAGUUAAGCCCAGCUGUGACAUAGACGACACUGUGCGUCUUACAAAACUUCUUCAACAUGAGGCAACACUGCUACUAAACGCAUAUCAAAAGUUUCACGGACCAAUUGAAGAUUCAGUCCCUGAGGACGUACCUGACUCCGAAGUAUCUGGUACCAGCGUCACUGAGAAGCUCCUGGACGUCUGCAACAAGCACAUGCUUUUUAGUUUGCACAUUUUACAAGUGGAGGCAUAUCAGAAGGACCUUCUGGCUGACCCGAAACCUCUCCUGGACGACUUGUCACCAUUGAAACUGAGACUGACGAGCAACUACCUUUUGAGCAGAGUAAAGGUCAUCAUCCAGCACAUUGAGGGGGAAAUCCCUGAGCUGACAACGCCAGCGCCGCUUCAGCUGUCCCACAAUGAUGACUACACAAAGAAAGUGUACGGAUGGGGCGUCAUAGUCAGAGUGGUGGAGUGGCUGAAACAAGUGUCGCAGGUGCUCGAGGAGGCUCGGGAAGUGUGUGACUGACACGACGCUCCUCCUCUGACACUCUAACGGCUAACGUCUAUAUGCUAUGAAAAUGUAUUUUUUAUUUAUUUGUCUGUGUAACCUGUGAACAGACAGACAAGCAGCAUGUGAUGUGGUUUUCAGAUUGGACUAUUUAUGUAUUUAUUUAAGAUGUAUUUAUUUUCUUAAUAGUAUUUUUGUUACACCGUAUUUAUGAACGGGUAAGGGGGAGUUACGUUGCCUUGCCCGUUGCUACUGACAGCAGACUAAUGGAACCCAAACAAAUGAAAUGUUUCACUUUCAUGUUUGUUUCUUCAGGGAAAUGAGACACAUAUUACAGAUCUGUGAGGCGCACCUAGGGCUGCCCUCAUGACUUGCGUAGAAUUUUUGAGUAAUUUUUUUAAGCAGAAACCUCAGAGGAGUGAAAAGCAAAGUAAUUUGUCAAAGUCACUGUGGUCGGCCAGUGAUGAGUGGAAACAGGUUUGCGUCGUGAGGAAACGUGGACGUGCCAGUGUUUCUGCAAUGACUGGCAUUUUGUAUUUUACACAAGAACAUGAGAACAUGUUAGCAGAGGCCCUGAAAUCUUAAACGGAUGCUUUGAUUGCGCAGUGUGUGCCGCAAAUGUCUUUAUGAGCCUGAGCAGGUGGCACCGUGAGUCCAAGAAGUGAAAGAGAAGUCCUCUUCAACUUUUAUUUAUUAUUUAUGUUCUGUCUUCAGAUUCCCUCAAAGGUUGCAGUGUUCAUUUCCUUCCAGUUUUUUCAAUAUUUUUGUAAUAUAAAGCUCUUUAUGUCGAAGCA